AUGUUGGGAAAUCUGGAGACCAAAAUUCGCCAAGUCGACAAGCGCCUGUCGAUGCUGAAGCUGAACAGCACGAACCAUCACUCGCACGUGCUGAAGAAGUAUGAUGUUGGCUGCGGUUGUCUGAGCCCUGAAAACCUGAAAGCUGUUCAGGAGCACUUCCUGGAAGACUUCGUGCACCUCAGGAGUGUCCUUGGCCCCUCGAAGUAUGCUCCAAAAGAGGCCUUGGAGUCCAAUUUUGUGGUCAAGGAGUCGAAGUGUUCAGCCUUCCUGCGCAACGGCAAACAGCUGUGGCCGCCACUGAAGAAGUGA
Symbiodinium pilosum is the source of this 309-nucleotide messenger RNA. The record is from the annotation of a GenBank genome assembly. NCBI's taxonomy places the organism in Eukaryota, Dinophyceae, Suessiales, Symbiodiniaceae.